ACGAACACGUGGCUGCCGCGGACCCAGAACAGCAAUGGCGGCGGGUGGUGGCGAUAGCUGCGACCCUCUGGCCCCUGCGGGGGUCCCCUGCGCCUUCUCCCCUGGCAGACAGGCCUACUUCGCUUUGGCCUCUACCGACGGUCACCUGAGAGUGUGGGAGACAGCCAACAACCGACUGCAUCAGGAGUACGUGCCUUCCGCGCACCUCAGCGGUACCUGCACCUGCCUGGCCUGGGCGCCAGCGCGGCUGCAGGCCAAGGAAAGUCACCAGAGGAAAAAAAGGAAAUCAGAAGCUGUAGGAACGAGUGACCAGAUUGACUUGCUGGCUCUUGGUACAGCAGUUGGUAGCAUUUUGUUGUACAGUACAGUAAAAGGAGAAUUACAUAGUAAAUUAAUAAGUGGUGGACAUGACAACAGAAUCAAUUGUGUACAGUGGCAUGAAGACAGUGGCUGCUUAUAUAGUUGUUCAGAUGAUAAAUAUAUUGUGGAAUGGAACGUACAGACAUGCAAAGUAAAGUGCAAAUGGAAAGGUGACAAUAGCAGCGUCACUUCCCUGUGUAUCAGCCCAGAUGGAAAAAUGUUGCUUUCAGCUGGUCGAACAAUCAAACUAUGGGUUUUGGAGACCAAAGAAGUCUACAGACACUUCACAGGACAUGCGACACCAGUUUCAUCACUUAUGUUCACUACUAUCAGACCUCCUAAUGAGAGCCAGCCCUUUGAUGGAAUUACAGGUCUUUAUUUCUUAUCUGGAGCAGUGCAUGACCGGUUACUUAAUGUCUGGCAGGUCCGGUCAGAAAACAAAGAAAAAAGUGCAGUGAUGUCUUUUACGGUCACUGAUGAACCUGUCUAUAUUGACUUGACUUUGUCAGAAAAUAAAGAGGAGCCUGUCAAGUUAGCUGUUGUUUGCAGAGAUGGUCAGGUCCAUCUUUUUGAACACRUAUUAAAUGGACACUGCAAAAAGCCUUUGACUUCAAACUGUACAAUUCAGAUAACAACACCUGGGAAAGGCAAGAAAUCAACACCAAAACCCAUCCCUAUUCUAGCAGCUGGCUUUUGCCCAGACAAAAUGUCAUUGUUGCUUGUAUAUGGCAAUUGGUUUCAGCCUACUAUUGAGCGAGUGGCUUUAAACUCCAAAGAAACUCAUAUGUGUUUAGUAAGAGAUAUUUCAAACUGCUGGGCCCCAAAAGUAGAAACAGCCAUAACAAAGGUGAGAACACCAGUGAUGAAUUCUGAAGCAAAAGUUCUGGUGCCUGGGAUUCCUGGGCAUCAUGCUGCUAUCAGGCCUCCUCCACCAGCCAAGGAAGUAGAGACCAAGAGGAAAUUAGGAGGAAAUGAGGUUAGCAUUGAAGAACGUCUGGGAGCAAUGGAUAUAGAUACAAAAGAAGAAAAAGAUGACCUUUUGCAGACGAAUAGCUUUCCAGUUCUUCUCACACAGGGUUUAGAAAGUAAUGAUUUCGAAAUGCUAAAUAAAGUACUCCAAACUAGGAAUUUAAACCUGAUAAAGAAGACUGUGUUAAGGAUACCCUUGCAUGCUGUUAUUCCAUUGUUGCAAGAGCUUACAAAGAGGUUGCAAGGACAUCCUAAUAGUGCUGUUUUAAUGGUUCAGUGGUUGAAAUGUGUGUUAACGGUUCAUGCAUCAUACCUAUCCACAUUGCCUGAUCUGGUACACCAGCUGGGGACACUGUAUCAGCUAAUGGAAAGCAGAGUCAAAACUUUUCAGAAACUUUCACAUCUUCAUGGAAAGCUUAUCCUUCUAAUCACACAGGUUACAGCGUCAGAGAAAACGAAGGGAAUGACUUCCCCUGGACAGAAGGCAAAGUUGGUGUAUGAAGAAGAAUCUUCUGAAGAGGAGUCUGAUGAUGAAGUAGCAGAUAAGGAUUCUGAUGAUGACUGGGAUGAAGAUGAUGAACAGAAAGAAAGUGAAAAAGAUGAGGACAUUGAUGAAGAGAAUGAGGAGGAAGAUGAAGAUGCUGAAGAAAAAGAAGAAAAUGGUGAGGACAGAGAUGGGUCAAGUGAAAAAGAAUUAAAUGGAGAUUCUGAUUUAGAUCCUGAAAAUGAAAGUGAAGAGGAGUGAAGACAGAAGAGCAAGCCAGUCAGACUGUGAACCCUGACUCACCUUGCCCACUGCUGCGGAGUCCUCCUAGGGAGGGUUGUCCCCGUGCCAGGACGCCAAGGACCGCUGCACAUUUCCACAUUCACAGCGGCGAUUCCCAUGCCACCUUGCUGUCCUGAGUGCCCCAGACUUUUAACUGUGUAAAUAAGAGUGUUUCAUUCAAAUGUUAAUAAACUUUACACAGUAAAUAGACACAUUUUCUGCAAUGUACUGACAUGAGUGUCCAAUAUAUGGUAUAUUUUUAUAAUAUAAUAUCUUAAUAUGAUUGGUUAUGUCAGGAAUUGACUUAAGUGAAGACAGACAUAUCCCACAGGGUUUCAGAAACUGGACGCUUGUGAAUGAGUCAGCUCUUCUCUCAGGUUGGUAUCCUUCAUCAAAUCCAUAUGUGAAGCAGCACAGUGAAAAGUUUUUAAUUUGGUACAUUUUAAUAAAAUAUGAAGGAAUAACUAAAAACUGGAGUUAAGAAUUAUUGUGAUUAAAAAACAGAAACAAAACCCCUAUUUACCAGUAUCCCUAGCUUGUGUAUUAACUGUGGUUAUCUGACUCAAGUCCAACUGAAGUUUUGGAGUGCUUCCUCAAAACAACCACUUAUUUUUUAAGCUGUCAUGUGAAAUAUKUUUUUAAAACAAAACAGAAAAUUAUGAUAAUUAAAAAACUAAAGGUUUAGCCAUAUUGAAAAAUUUUCUUGGCUGCAGAUUGCCUGUACAAAAAUAAUCAGUGUAUAUAGAUUUAGAAGUGCUCAUUACCCGUAACUUUUUAAAAAAUUCACUCAUAGCUGCUUUUAAAGAGGUUUUCAUUUUUAUUUAAAUUACUAAUGAAUCAAAGAACUAUUGUUUAUUUUUUUCUCUUUGGUUUUAGAUAUUAAUGAUAACCUUGUUGGAAUUUUUUUCCAAAGAAAAUAUUUUUAUAAUUCAGUAAAUUUAAUGUUUUUUGUCCUUUUUCAUUGCCAACUUGGCAGUGUUAGGGUAUCUUUAUCUUUAAAACAAUAAAUUCAACUCAAAGAUUUUUUAUGUAUUAAUAAGUAUUUUGGUGCGCUACAAAAGCUUUUUCAGAUUAUUAGGAAUUUGCUUUGUUUUGUUUUUAAAGAAUGAGCCAGUAUUUAGGAAGGGCUGGGCAGAUGGAUUUAUCUUUUCCCACCUGUGAAUAUGUAAAACAAAUAAUUAUCUCUUGAGGGACUUUUUAACAUCUGUGGCAGAACAGAGGUUUCUGUGCUCRGCUCUCAGAGCUGGAACCCUUAGCACCUCUUGGGAACACAGUUUGAGCUGCUGGUAUGAUAUAUAGUGGUAUGUGUUUAUCAAUGGCAAUUUAAUACCAUUUCUUUGUAAAGUGAAUAAAUACUCAUCUUUA
Messenger RNA from Urocitellus parryii (Arctic ground squirrel), 3460 nucleotides. It is a transcript of the gene Wdr43, whose product is annotated as WD repeat domain 43. NCBI's taxonomy places the organism in Eukaryota, Metazoa, Chordata, Mammalia, Rodentia, Sciuridae. Gene Ontology annotation, cellular component: nucleolus. Gene Ontology annotation, biological process: maturation of SSU-rRNA from tricistronic rRNA transcript (SSU-rRNA, 5.8S rRNA, LSU-rRNA). Gene Ontology annotation, molecular function: protein binding. The record is from RefSeq and is a predicted model, not a curated record.